Messenger RNA from Emericellopsis cladophorae, 924 nucleotides. RefSeq lists its product as uncharacterized. NCBI's taxonomy places the organism in Eukaryota, Fungi, Ascomycota, Sordariomycetes, Hypocreales, Bionectriaceae. The transcript is spliced from 3 exons. Bases 1 to 924 code for a protein of 307 amino acids. The record is from RefSeq and is a predicted model, not a curated record. Gene Ontology annotation, cellular component: nucleus. Gene Ontology annotation, biological process: DNA repair.
AUGCCUUCUGGUAGGAGACGUGCACGCGAGGAGUCCGACGAUGACGAAACUCAGCCCACGCAGCGACGCCCACGCUACGACUCUGACGAUGAGGGCGCCGACUCGGACCAAAUGGCAAAUGGCGACGCGCAGACCGCAGACGAUCAACUAGCCAAGAAGCUGGUUCGCUAUGCCAUAUCCUGCGAGUACUCACGCACACCGAUCCGACGUGACGGCAUCAAGGAAAAGGUCCUUGGUACCCAGGGUCGAUCAUUCAAGAGGAUAUUCGCAUUGACACAGCAGCAACUACGCCUUGUUUGGGGCAUGGAACUACGGGAAUUACCAGUGAGAGAGAAGAUGACAUUGCACGAGAAGCGAAAAGCCAUGGCUUCCAACGCACAACCCAAGACCGGUAGCGGCUCCUAUAUCCUGGUGUCAGUGUUGCCCACGGCGUACCGGACUGUAGCAAUCGUUGCACCAUCCCGAGCACCAGGUAUGGAAGACGAAGCGACGUAUGUAGCAUUCUACACACUGAUUGUGUCGACCAUCUGGCUCAGCGGAGGCGAGCUCUCCGACCAGAAGCUCAAGCGUUUCCUGGAGCGUCUCAACUCGGAGCGCAACGUUUCCAGCGAAAAGACCGAGAUGGUUCUCAAGAAGAUGGAGCGCCAGGGCUACGUAGUGAGAAGGGUGGACCGACCGCCGGUCGGCCAGGACGGCGAGAAUGUUGUGACAUGGCACAUCGGAACACGUGCCAAGGAAGAGAUUGGUCUGGAUGGUGUGCAUGGCAUGGUGCGUGAGGUAUACGGCGACAUGACCCCCGAGUUGGAGAAGAAGAUGAAGGCAAGUCUGAGGGUCAAGGACCGGCCGCAAGCCGAUGCCGAGGAUGAGCAGGGCGACGCGACGCAGAUAGCAGAUCAAUCGGUCGUCGUAGAUGACAAGGACUGA